This is a messenger RNA of Mesocricetus auratus (golden hamster), 1817 nucleotides long. RefSeq names its product proline and serine rich coiled-coil 1 (gene Psrc1). The transcript has 7 exons. Gene Ontology annotation, biological process: mitotic metaphase chromosome alignment. NCBI's taxonomy places the organism in Eukaryota, Metazoa, Chordata, Mammalia, Rodentia, Cricetidae. Gene Ontology annotation, cellular component: microtubule cytoskeleton; spindle pole; spindle microtubule. The coding region runs from base 214 to 1230 and encodes 338 amino acids. The record is from RefSeq and is a predicted model, not a curated record. Gene Ontology annotation, molecular function: microtubule binding.
GGGAGGUGGAGAGCGCAGACUGCUCGAGGCAGAUCGUCCAUCAGGUGUUGGAACUCGAGUUCCCUGCACCUUUCCCGAAAAUAAGGGGCUAGUUUAGAGGCACGCGCUAUUCCUGGGGUCUUGUUGUACCACCACCACGCCUCCCCACCCCAGAUAAUGUACCCCGAGUCUAGAUGGGGGCCUAGGACAGGAUGAUAGGUACCUGAGGUAGGCAUGUUGUCUCUCCUGCUCAGGUCUAAGCUGACUCGCUUCUGCUGGCUGGGCAUGGAGGAUUUGAAAGAAGACGUCAAAUUCAUUGUGGAUGAGACCUUGGACUUUGGAGGGCUGUCCCCAUCUGACAGUCAUGAGGAAGAAGACAUAACGGUAUUGGUGAGUCCAGAGAAACCACCUCGACGGGGCCUCGCUCACCGCAGUAACCCAAACACAGUAGCUCCCACUCUCCAGGGUGUGAGGUUCAGUCUGGGCCGGCUCAGCCCAGAGAAGCUGGAGGAGAUCCUUGAUGAAGCCAACCGCCUGGCAGCUCAGCUAGAGGAGUGUGCCUUGCAAGACAGGGAGAGUGCAGGCCCAGGCCCUGGGAGGUCCAGAGGCAAGCCCAGCCCUCGGAGGGAGACGUUCGUCCUCAAGGACAGCCCUGUCCGAGAUCUGCUGCCCACUGUGAGUUCUUGGAGCACACCAUCCCCAAGCAGCCUGACUGGACUCCGAAGCAGUGACAAAAAGGGGUCAGCCAGGGCUGUUCGGGUGACAGCUGGAAAGAAGCCCCCCAGCACAAAAAAGGGAUCGCCCACUUGCAAUCUGUCCCCUGCACCCAGAAGCCCAGUGCUGUCUCCUCUUGCACAACCAAGUCUUCCACCCCGUCGGAAAGCUGGGCCCAGUGCAAGGACAGCAGCCAGCCCGCCAGUCCCUGUCAGGCCAGUCCUAGCUCCACAACCCUCAACUAGCAGCUCUCAGUGCUCAUCCCGGCUACAGGGAGCAGCUGCUAAGCCUUCCAGUCGACUACCAGUUCCCUCAGCCCGCCCCAGGCCCACCACGAGAAUGCCACUCACUAACCGCAGUGUACCACCUGGCAAAAGUGCCCUACCUCCAGAGUCUCUCUCAGCUAGGAAGGGGCUCCCAAGUGCCGCAGGGCACAGAGCUCCUGUUUCCCAGAGAACCACUCUUCCAACCCCCAGUGCCCCUCGAGGCAGGGUGCAGCCCCUCAGGAAAGCUGCAGUCCCCGGACCUACUAGGUAAAACAGUCAGGACAACAAGCGCGUAUUCAGUAGCGAGCCACUACACUACCGUCUUAGCCAUCAAAGACUGGACCCUCUCCAAGUAGUCCUUGACUCCAGCACAUUCUUGCCCAGAGAUGGAAGAGUUGCCUCCAGAGUUGAGCUCUGAAGUAGAGACCACGGAUGGUGGAGUGGGUUGAGCUUGACGAGACUAAAAUCCCUCCUGCCCCCACCCCACCCCCACCCUAGCUGAAAGAAGAGAGGAGAGAUCACUUCCCAUGGAGAAAUCCACAAACGAGAUGAGAAACUCAGGCGCCGUGACCUGGCUCCUUCCAUCCCACUGUGGUCAGCCCCAGAGAGCUUGACCUUCCCUGACCGUGGUUUACCGGCCAUGCACAUACCAGUGGCCUGCGGAACCAGCCAGGCUCCCCGGCCUCUAGGAGAGGUCUUUCUGAAUUGUUUCCUACGCUGGACUCUGGCCAGUUUGGAGAACCCAGGCAGGCACCUGGCAUGUAGGGCUUGUUCCCUGUGACUCCUCACAGGCUAGUCAAUGAUAAGCUUACUCAUCAGUCUGCAUUUUUUCUUAAAUAAAAUGAAAUUUUUAAUACA